GCAGCAGCGUCUCUUUGUUCGGCGUGCAACAUCUCUCCUCCUCUUCUCGCGCUCCGCAGUGACUCUCGCGUUCCUCAUCAUCACUGCUACACUGGUCUGGAUGAUUGCAGUGGCAGCAACAUGGCUGUGAAUCUCAGCAAGAACAGACUGGCCCUCUUAACAGCCUACCAGGACGUUAUCAGCGAGACGUCGGCAACCGACUGGGCCUUAUACACAUAUGAAGAUGACAGUAACGAUUUGAUCCUGUCUGCAUCAGGAGAUGGCGGCCUGGCAGAGAUUGCAGUAACCUUCGAUAACACUCGGAUCAUGUACGGUUUCUGCAGCCUGAAGGAGCCCAGCGCAGCCCUGCCACGCUACAUCCUCAUCAACUGGGUUGGUGAAGAUGUGCCUGAUGCUAGGAAGUGUGCCUGUGCCAGUCAUGUAGCCACCAUAGCCGAAUUUUUCCAGGUGGGUCUUCCCAAGGGUGUUGACGUCAUUGUGAACGCUAGCAGCAUGGACGACAUCGACCCCUCGGCCAUCGGACAGAGGCUGACCAAUGGGACCGCUCCAGUGGCAAGUCCAGUGCUUAGCCGCCUGCGAAUGAGAGACGAGGAGAACGCAGAGCACGUUGGCACCACCUACCAGAAAACAAAUGCAGAGAUUGAGAUGAAGAAAAUCAAUCGAGAGGAGUUCUGGGAACAAGCCAAGCGGGAGGAGGAGUUGAGAAAGGAGGAAGAGAGAAGGAAGGCUUCUGAGGAACGGCAGCGCUUUGAAGCCGAGAGGAUGGAGCUGGAAAAAAAAGAGCAAGAGGAAAGAGAGAAGCGGUACCGUGAGAGGGAGCGGCAAAUCGAGGAACAGAGGAAGAAGAUGCAGGAGGAGGAAGAGGCCAAAGAGAGGUCAAGGAAUCAACCCUUGAUUACAGAGCCCAGCUAUGAAGACCCUUCCCUGGACAAAAAGGAAACAGAGGUCGAGGAAGCAGCAGCCAUCAUUGCCCAAAGGCCCAGUAACCCUCGUGAAUUCUUCAAGCAGAGAGAGAGGGCCACAGCCAACAGCGUGGACAUCUCACCAGUCACCACACACAGGACCGGCCGCUUGGACAGUCCAUUCUUGAGGCAGCAGCACAGUCCAUCCGAUUGCAGCCCGCCCCCUUCUCGCACUCCGCCCCAUUCACGGCGGCAGCCAGGUCCACCUGAUGACUCUACUGAAGGAAUCCUCGAGCGCAGCAUGACCACUGGAUGUACUCCCAUCCCCAAAAUUGCCAUUCAGGAGGAAAAAGAGGACUUUUUUCGAAAGGAGUUUGCCUUUGACACUCCCAAACAAACUCCAGUGCAGGAAUCUGGAUUUGUCAAGACCUCCCCAAGUGUUUCUCCCCAGUCCGCUCCUGCUCCAUUACCCAGCACAGACGACAGCCUGCUAGACUUGUGGGACAGUGGCCCAGCGCCUGCUACAGCCCCCUCCCAGGCCCCCAGCCACAUAAUGGACCUGAUGGAGGACACCCCGGAGCCUCAUCUUGCCAGCUCCUCCCCUGCUCUCCCGCAGCCGCUCUUGAGCUUCGAUGAGGUGCCUGACACCCCCUACUGCACUGGCACAGAAGAUGAUCCCUCCAGCCUGGUGGACGUGGCCGGAACCCACCAGAUGACCCUGAGUUACCAGCAGGCCCUGCAGCACGCUUCUGGCUCUGACAGCCAGGACAUGGAUGAUGGACAGCUGCUGUUGACCAAUGGAGACACGCUGCUUAAAGAAGGGACCCAGGCCAGUGAAGGCUAUUUCAGCCAAUCACAGGAGGAGGAUUUUGCCCAGUCAGAUGACUGCACUGCAAAAGUCAACCCAACACCAGUUUUUUACAAUAAACCACCAGAAAUCGACAUUACGUGCUGGGAUACAGACCCCGUGAUGGAAGAUGAUGAUUAGGAGCGACUGAGGGAAAAAGAGGCGGCACCUCUAUGAAAACUUGUUUUACAACAGUUACAGAAGUCUUGCAUCAAAAUGUUUUAGAUAAAACACCAACAACAAAAACAACAUUAGCCACAGAAGAAAAGGACUCGGGUUAUUGUUAAAGAUGCCAGUGGGUAUGAGCGCUCUCGGUUUGUGUAUGUGUGCGUGAGUGUGUUUAUUAUUUAUUUCAAUCAUUUUUUUUUUCUAUGCAGAGUAUAGCACAGUGUGUCUCUAGCGCUCACCUGUGUUGUAUCGAUCCCUGUGCCUAACAGGUGUGUGUAGUAGCAGAUUAGACCGUUCUGUUUUAGUUCUCCUUUAUCAACACUGAGGUUAGGUCUGCUCAGUGGUUCGAUCAAGUUCCCUACAAAUCUUAGUUGUUUAGUUGAAUCACGUGUUUGAGUGUUAUGCCCACAAUGGCCUUUUGCUUUGAUGACCCUCACCUUCGUCGAAGCAAAGGCACGUCAGAACGCGAUUUUAGCUUCAGUUGAGUCAAAUGUUUAGCAAACGGAAAAUGAAGGGGGUUUAUGUGAUUACGAAACAAUUUUGUGUUGUGCCAAUUAUUUCGAGUAUGACGUGUUGGUGUAACGGCCUUUUAGGACUUUAGCGCCAGGUGGCAUAUGUAUAUUUUGACUACAUAUGAGACAAUGUGUAUAAACAAUGGCUGAAACUGACUUUUGGUUUUUUUUGGAAAAACUGCAAUAGAGCUUCGAUUUGUUGAGAAAUUUAGGCAAUAACAGUCGUAGUGGAAUCCAUUGGAAAAAUCGUUUUAGUUAUAUAUUCGGUAGUGUGCGUAUUUGUAUUAUUACUGCAAAGGCUCAGUACUCAUACUCUACGUAAGUACGCAAAUGGUGACGCGAAUAACAAGUGUGUAAUCCUGUUUAAAGAUCAGUAGUUUAAAAUGAAAGUUUUGUCAUUCUCUUGCAGAACAAUGUAAGUCAGGCAGUGUUUGGAACAACAUGAGGGUGAAUUAAUGGCAGAAUUUUUAUUUUUUGGCAGGACUAACCCUUAACGAAGCCAAAAUAUUUACCUUCGUAUCACCAUUAUUCCAAUAUCUAGACAUAAAACGUGUAGCUUACCAGGAUUCAAACUGUCAUUCAGGCAGGUCUCUUACUGUCAUUUUUGUCUUAAAAAAGCUGGUUUACUCUAAUGCUAGUUAUAGAACAUUGUGUGGCGGUGCUAAGAAUGCACAUUUUAGGAAGCUGCGGCGAGCAAAAUCAAAGCAUUUGUGUUAAUUUACUUGCGUAGAGUAUGGUUUCGACCUUGUUUCUUUUUUUUUUUUUGUGGAUGUGAUUUUGAACCUUUUCAUUUAGUUUUACGCUCUGAGGGAAGGCUCCUUAUAAUCUCAGAUUUCAAGCCACGGUAAAUAUAAAAUUAAUGUGACCCUUAUAAUAUUCCUUUAGGUUGUUGCUAGUUGACCCAGGAAUUAAUGAGUAAUGUGACCUUAGCAAGUCCAGCAAUUUGUAAAGACAUUUUUAUUACCCUAAAAUUGCAACAAAAUUUGGAUUUGUAACUGACUUUUACACACAAAAAAAUGCAGGGACACGUUGCCUUGCUCAAGGGCAGAACGGUGAGAGAUUAUCUCACUUAUUCAACACUGACUCAGUCUGUAAUAUUUGUUGUACCAGCCCACAUCCUUAACUGCUAAGUUAUCACCACCCACUGUCCCGGCCUUGACUGACCACUGUCUUCCUCAUACUUUUAGUCAAGUUGUAAAGCGGCAUCGUAACAUCUUGGUUUUACAAAGGAUUUAUGGAGUGGAAAAGCAAGCAAUAAGACUAAACCAAUAGUAUUGUUUUGUAAAUAGCUCUAAUUUUGUGCUCAUGUAAAAAUGUGCUACAAUCACUAACAUUGAUUCACCGCCCAUGAAAAACAGAGGUUGGCAUACGUUUGGAUUGGGUUUCUUAUGUUUCUUUAGUGAGAGAGGAAAAAGGUCGCUCAGUAUGAUACCUAAUAGGGAGUAACCGCAUCUUUAACAGUAACUUAGCCCCUUUUGAAAUAACUUUCAUGUAUUCCUGUUCACCCUCCUACCUCCUUAGUAGUGAUUAUUACUCUCUUUCUCCCUCAAACUACUAGGAGACUACUACUACUACUACCACUACUAUUAUUACUAUUACUACUACUGUUCUACUACGGUAAUUUCUUCUUUGCCCCUGAAGCAAGGCUUAGCGACUCCUGAAAGUUCUUUUUUUAAUUAUUUUUUUCUAUCUCUUCCUUUUUCCGUCCGCUUCUCACACGCUGUUUUUGAAACAAGCACAAGAUCUUUUGUGACAUGCUAUGUGCUUAUGUAUGUUAAUAAAAGACUUUAAAAUCCUUCAAAAA
Puntigrus tetrazona (Sumatra barb) is the source of this 4233-nucleotide messenger RNA. RefSeq names its product drebrin 1 (gene dbn1). Gene Ontology annotation, biological process: positive regulation of axon extension; regulation of actin filament polymerization; neuron projection morphogenesis. Gene Ontology annotation, molecular function: actin filament binding. The record is from RefSeq and is a predicted model, not a curated record. Gene Ontology annotation, cellular component: plasma membrane; postsynaptic membrane; postsynaptic density. Lineage: Eukaryota; Metazoa; Chordata; Actinopteri; Cypriniformes; Cyprinidae.